Messenger RNA from Pichia kudriavzevii, 1563 nucleotides. RefSeq lists its product as uncharacterized. Lineage: Eukaryota; Fungi; Ascomycota; Pichiomycetes; Pichiales; Pichiaceae. Gene Ontology annotation, biological process: RNA polymerase II preinitiation complex assembly; transcription initiation at RNA polymerase II promoter. The transcript has a single exon. The coding region runs from base 1 to 1563 and encodes 520 amino acids. The record is from RefSeq and is a predicted model, not a curated record. Gene Ontology annotation, molecular function: transcription coactivator activity; RNA polymerase II general transcription initiation factor activity; protein heterodimerization activity. Gene Ontology annotation, cellular component: SAGA complex; SLIK (SAGA-like) complex; transcription factor TFIID complex.
AUGUCCAAGAAGACCGCAACCAAUAAGUCUGGAUCUACAUCAGCAUCAGCACCAGGAACGAACUCCUCGCAAAAACCACUUUCUCAUACGCUAUGGUCUCCAUACGACACUGUUCGAGAUGUCAGCGAUUCAUUAGGUAUAUCAUGGCAAUUGACAGAUGAAGUGGCUAAAAAUCUAGCUAUGGAUGUUGAGUACAGAAUCCAUGAGAUUAUAGAGCAAGCAUUAAAGUUUAUGAGACAUGGGAAGCGUAAAACCCUUACUACUCAAGACAUAGAUAGAGGUAUGAAGGUUUUGAAUCUAGAACCUCUAUAUGGUUAUGACACGUCAAAACCAUUAGUUUUCAAGGAAGCCAUGAUUGGACCCGGCCAGACUCUAUACUAUAUUGACGAAGAUGAGGUUGACUUUGAAACUUUAGUCAAUCAACCCUUACCGAAAGUCCCAAGACACGCCACUUAUACCGCACACUGGCUUGCGGUUGAAGGUGUUCAGCCUGCCAUUCCUCAAAAUCCAAAUCUGUCAGAUAUCAAGCAGUUGCCAAUUUCUCAAAGGGGAACUCUUGAAAACAUGCUGAGCUUGAACAACGAAGAGAUAACCCUUGUUACAAAUCCGAAAACAGGUGUUACGUCAGUCGAGUCUAAACAAGAUAAAAAGGAGUUGGAAGUUCGUCCACUUGUUAAACAUGUCCUCUCUAAAGAGAUGCAAUUGUAUUUUAACAAGAUUAUAGAGGUAUUGGCAGAUGAAAAUAAUGACGCUCUGAAAACUGCUGCACUAGAAUCAGUCAAAAAUGAUACUGGUUUGCAUCAACUACUUCCAUAUUUGGUGCAAUAUGUUGCUGAAACAAUUACACAUAAUCUAAAGAACCUAAAUCUAUUAACAACCAUGUUAAUGCUCAUAUAUUCUUUAAUAUCCAACACAUCUCUAUAUUUGGACCCAUACGUGCAUGCGUUGAUGCCAUGUAUCUUGACGUUAUUAUUAGCUAAAAAUAUUGGUCCAAUUCACGCGGAGACAGAUGAAGAGAGGAAUGGCCACUUUCAGGUGAGAACUCUUGCCUCUUCUUUACUACAGAAAAUUAUUGAUAAUUACGGAUCAUCAUAUCAUACACUAAAACCGAGAGUGACUAGAACCCUACUAAGAGCAUUUUUGAGUAAUACUACAAGGAGUUCCAUUGGUACCCAAUUCGGCGCAAUAAUGGGGAUGAAGUCACUUGGAUCUGAAGUUAUUAGGAUUAUUCUAGUUGGAAACCUAAGAACUUGGUCAACGGUUGUUCUUGAGAACUUUGAACCCGACAGUGAAAACAGGAGGAUUUUAUUGAAACAAGUGAUUGAAUGCCUGUCCCUUUUAACAGACGAUGGAAAUUUAAUUGUGGGUCGUACUAAGAAGCAUAGUAGAGAAGGAGAAAAUGUUGCCUCUGAAGAGAUGGAUGCAUGUAAAGAGGAAAAUGUCAUUACUGACAGCAUGAAAGAAAAGCUGGUAGAGAGGGUUGGAGGGUUGGUUGCAAACGCAGUUUGCGAACAAACAAACGCUGUUGCGAUCUACCACGGGAUUUUCUUUGGUGAAGUGUGA